Messenger RNA from Coccidioides posadasii C735 delta SOWgp, 3690 nucleotides. RefSeq lists its product as uncharacterized. Gene Ontology annotation, cellular component: cytoplasm. Gene Ontology annotation, biological process: tRNA methylation. Gene Ontology annotation, molecular function: protein binding. Lineage: Eukaryota; Fungi; Ascomycota; Eurotiomycetes; Onygenales; Onygenaceae. The record is from RefSeq and is a predicted model, not a curated record.
AUGAUUUCUGCAGGGACAGCAAGCGGAGGGACAAACGUAUACGGAAUUCACCAGUCUCCUUCAACCCCGGGGCAUAUCGAAAGGGUCACUUCGAUGUCAUGCGUAUUAGAGAACCUGGAUGCUUGCCUGCCAAUAACGGCGAUUCAAGUACUCAACAUACCCGGCUAUGAGCUCACUUUGAGUGGCCAUGGCCCAUAUGUCAUUAUCACCAAUGGUGCUACCGAUCAGGUUCUAGAGCGAUGUUACGUCUUUCAAAGAAACAAUGUACAUGGCAUCCAAAUCCUGGAUUGCCCGGUGACAAACCCAGAAUGCAAAUCUAGAGUCCUUGUAUGGGGAGGACAGUCUCUCCGGCUGCUUCAAAUUUGUAUAAAGGAGCCCCGAACUGAAGGGGCUAUUUUGCUUAGCACCCUUAGCUCGGAGUAUGUUUGCCCCGACUGGAUACUGGAUGCCAGCUUCUACAGCCCUCCCGGAGGUACUCCUAAAUUGCCAUCAGCUUAUAUAGGAUGUUUGAUCACCGCGCACAAUGUGGUGCUCGGUCUUGAGCUGAAUCUUGAUGUGACAUCCUCCGAAGUCAGUUUUCACUUGCAUGAAAUUGCACCAGGCCUGAAGCCAAUCUUAUACUCCGCUGAUAUUGCCUGGACUUCACCAAGCGAUAUUCUGGUUGCCGCAGGCACAGUAUUCGGGGAAAUUAUUGUCUGGACAUGCCGUCUAGAGCACGAUGCCCGCAACUCUUUGUUUUCGAACUUUUCUAUAUUCGUACACCGCUUCUUUACAGGUCAUGAGGGCUCAAUUUUUGGAGUCAACAUUUCAGAAGAAGUUCAUAUCGGGAAUGACACUUCAAGGCGACGAUUUCUUGCAAGUUGUAGUGAUGAUAGAACGAUCCGAAUCUGGGAUAUAUCCGCUUGCUGUUCUCCCACGCUCCGCAACCCUGGUGGUCUGUCAAAGGAUAGUCUCCCGCGCUCAACUGGAUUUGGAGCCGCCCCCGAGGAUACAUUGAAAUUGGACCAACAAGAAUGCGUAGCGAAGACGAUGUGCCAUGCAUCACGGAUAUGGGGCGUUUAUUUCCUAGACAUUUCCUUUGUUGACGGCCAGCUGGUCUUCAAUGUCUUAUCACGUGGGGAGGAUGCAACCUGUCAAGUAUGGAGCCUCAACCUCAAGCAGGAUGUCUCCCAGGAAGACCGCCAGAUAUCUGCCGGGAACACCAAAAUGGAUCAUGUCUCGACUCAUGCAUAUCAUACGGGCAAAAAUAUCUGGUCCACGGCCAUUUUCAAAGACGUCAAUGCAUUUAAUGUUUAUUCCGGUGGAGCUGAUGGUAACCUGGUCUCAUUUACGCUUGAUCGGAAUGCCGAUACUUUACGUAUCUUAGGAGAGAUUGCCUCCGACUAUUCGGCUGAUGAGGUAGUGAAUGGUUUGGGCCUCAAAGAUGAGGCUGUUACUGGAAAAGGUAAAAAAGAAGGCAGGAUUGCAUGCUAUUCUUUUGUCUCUGAUGAAAGUUUUAUCGCUGUCACAACUCGAGGGAAAGCGCUUCUUGGUCGAGUUUCACCUGGAAGCCUGGAAGCAGCAAAAUUGCCAUCGACCCCACUGGUAUCUUGGAGCAUGAUAACGACUCUCGAAGGUGGGGAGCCACAAUACCUUGCCGGCGGGAGCCCUCGAAAAGGCAUGGGAAUAAUUGGAGCACCUAGUGGUGCGAUAUGGCUGUAUGAUCACUCGAGGAAUGCCGUUGAUAAAAUAGCCCAAACUGGAUCAAAAUUAUCGGGAAUCUUCGUGGUCGACGGGCCUCCUGACAGUUCUUGCUCCCCGGGUUUUACCUGUGUCUCCUUCGUGACCGCGUUCGUGCACAGUCCAAAGGCAGUCUUUUUUACCGCUCGAGGCCGCCCUGAUCCUGAACUGCUAUUUGAAACAGUCUUGAACCUGCCGCCUAACUUCCUAAUCACUGCUGCUUCAUUCAUGCAAACCACGUCCUGGUUAGUAUUAGGCUCGAGGCAUGGGGGCAUUGCUAUAUAUGCACUGGAUAUGGCUUCCAGCGCGGGUCAAAUCGACCCACUUUUCUAUUCUGCCCAUCUUCAUGCCAACGAUGCGAUUACCUCUAUUAUCAGUCUGAGGUCAUACAGUGCUGGACAAGGGGCAGCGAAUUACAUCGUCACCACUGGAAGGGAUGGUUAUUAUCAGCUUCAUUUAAUUAAAUCCCCGAAUGGACGUACUCAGUCUGUUACGGUUCGAACGAUCCAUAAAGCGUGUCCGCCCUUUGGGCCAAAUAUCGAGGGUGCAGCGCUUGAUCCUAAAACGAAUGAUCUAAUUCUGUAUGGAUUCAAGGGAGUUUACUUCAUUGUAUGGAACGAAUCGACCCAGACAGAGCUCAUGGCUGCAGAAUGUGGGGGGUGUCAUCGGGUGUGGACAUAUCAUUCCAAUGACGAGGGACGGCGGGUACUAAUAUGGACCAAGGCGUCGCGCCUUCAUCUGUUUUCGAGUCAAGGCCCAUCGCACCGUGUACUAAGGGCCGGUGGGCACGGAAGAGAAAUCAAAUCGGCAUGUCUAUCAAGUCUACUCUCAAACGACGGACAGACAAGAAGCCAAAUUCUUGCUACGGGCGCUGAAGACACGACUAUUCGCCUUUUCCUCCCGGAAGCAAGCGGCUCGACUCAAUCCGGCGAUAUAUUUAGGUGUCAAAUGACCUUGAAGAAACACACAGCGGGCAUUCAGCAUAUUCAAUGGUCGCCAUGUGGGGAGCUGCUUUUCAGCAGUUCAGGGUGCGAAGAGCUAUAUGUCUGGAGAAUAUCGUCGAUUCCGGGGUUCGGAAUUGGGGCAAUGUUCAUGGGAGAAUGUCCCAAGAGCAAGCCUAUCUCCGACCUUCGCGUUACCCAUUUCGAUGUUGUUAAGCUAGACGACGAAGACGCCUUUUUACUUGCAUUGGCUUAUUCUAAUUCAAUGAUCACCAUAUUUUACUUUAAACCCGAUUCUCAAGAGGACCCUUUCGAGCUCAUUGCACGGGGUCAAUAUUCAACAAAUUGCCUCACAUACAUCCGUUUCGCCAUUUCAGGCGAAAGGAUAUAUCUAAUCACUACUUCAACCGACGGACAUUUGGCGAUUUGGGACGCUACCAACUCGCUCGAAUCUGUAAUCCACGCUCACGGGAACAUCAUCCAACGCCAGUUGGCGAGCAAAUUCCCGGCAAUACCACUCGAGCUAGCAUGUGGAGAUCGACACGCGAUCCAUCAAAGCAGCAUCAAAGUGAUGGAGAUGCUUCAAGUUUCAGAGACCGAGCUGCUCGUACUCUGCGGAGGCGACGACAACGCGCUAUCCGCAUCAAUGAUCACUCUCUCAAGUUCUUACCCGACGACGUCGGAGGACAAGCCGUUGUUUUAUUCUACAUUGUUGCCACAAGCACAUGCUUCGGCUAUCACUGCAAUUGCGGUGAUUGGCGGCAUAAAGUAUACUAAGCAAGGAUUUGAUGUGAGCAUUGCCUCUUCGGGGAACGACCAACGACUGAAGAUAUGGUGCGUCCAGGUGACUCGACGAACAAAAGACCCUGAAAUUGUGGUCGCUUUAAAGCAGGAUACAUAUACUGCUGUUGCUGAUGUAUCAUCCAUAGAAGUCUUAACGACCAGCGAGGCUGGAGAAGAAAAGAAUCACCUGGUGGUUUGUGGGGUGGGUAUGGAUAUGUGGAAAGUAGCCGGCAACUUAGAAUAGAAG